Messenger RNA from Pangasianodon hypophthalmus (striped catfish), 2076 nucleotides. RefSeq names its product SH3 and SYLF domain containing 1 (gene sh3yl1). Gene Ontology annotation, molecular function: phosphatidylinositol binding; protein binding. The record is from RefSeq and is a predicted model, not a curated record. Bases 263 to 1276 code for a protein of 337 amino acids. The transcript is spliced from 10 exons. Gene Ontology annotation, cellular component: ruffle membrane. Lineage: Eukaryota; Metazoa; Chordata; Actinopteri; Siluriformes; Pangasiidae.
UUGUAGUCUAUUCUCUGCCGCAGAAAUGUCGAAUACAUUUAAUUAGGCUUUUUGACGAUUUUUAGCGCUAUCUAUGUAUAUAUUUUCUAUAGUGUAAUGUGUCGUGGGUCCUUUAAGACCAGGGCAGCAGGUUUGGCAGGUGAAUCGGAAGUAAAGACAGGGCAGAGCUGCAGUUGCUUUACCUGCGCCAGGUGAGAGAAGCCAAAAGUCUGAUACUCAGCGUCUUCAGCUCUCGCAAAACAAAGUCCACUUUCGGUAAAAAAUGAACAACCCCAUUCCAUCCAACCUAAAGUCUGAGGCUAAGAAGGCUGCUAAAAUCCUUCGGGAAUUCACAGAGAUUUCCAACAGACAAGGCCCUGACAAACUUAUUCCAGCUCAUGUGAUUGCUAAAGCCCAUGGACUGGCAAUCCUAUCUGUCAUCAAAGCAGGAUUCAUGAUCACUGCUCGAGGGGGAAGUGGUAUAGUGAUUGCUCGUCUUCCUGAUGGAAGAUGGUCAGCUCCCUCAGCCAUUGGCAUCGCUGGUCUCGGUGGAGGCUUUGAGAUUGGGUUGGAGGCGUCUGACUUUGUCAUCAUCUUGAAUCAGCGACGAGCUGUGGAAGCUUUCAGCAAAGGGGGAAACCUCACAUUUGGAGGGAAUUUCACUGUAGCUGUUGGUCCUCUUGGCAGGAAUUUGGAGGCGGAUGUGGCAUUCCGCAGCAUGGCAGCUGUCUUCUCCUACUGCAGGUCGCGUGGCCUCUAUGCUGGAGUUUCUAUCGUUGGCUCCUACCUGAUGGAACGUAAAGAGACUAACAGGAAGUUCUAUUCCCAAGACAUUCGUGCAUCUGCCAUUCUCAAUGGUGAUGUGGAGCCACCUCCAGAAGCCUAUGACCUUUAUGCCAUUUUGGAGGACUACACUGAAAAAUACACCAGUGAUUGGCAGAGCAAAUAUAUGAAUCCUCAUAGGAAGAGUAUAGCCCCAACUAGACCAGCGCCCCCAACCCAGAGAUCAGCUUCUUCCUUCACUACAAGGACUGAAGCUUCUUUUAAAGAAACAAGGCCAGCUCUCUAUCCCAGUCUUCCUAGCUGGGGGUCUGAAAGCUCAGAUGAAGCAUCAGGUGGCGCUCUUGUAGUCACGGCCAUGCAUGCGUUCACUGGGCAGCAGCCCGGUGAUCUGAGCUUUGCUGUGGGUGAUCGCAUCACCGUCAUCACAAAGACCGACUCGCAGUACGACUGGUGGGAGGGAGAGCUGAGAGGACAGGUGGGCAUUUUUCCUGCCAACUUCGUCUCCCUUAACUGACAGCUCAAAAAUCUUUGGGGAUUUUAGGAUCCCUGUUUGCCAGACUCCAACAUGAAGGAUUCUUCUUCUUAUUUUUUUUUUUUAUCAAUAAGCUGGCAUUGCAAAAGGGUCAUAUGUAGUUGAUUAUUCUUACAGUGUUGUGCGGUAGUGGUAUAUCAUAUUGUUUUUCAUGUUUGAGGUUCAAGUCUUAACUAUUGGUUACUGUUUAAAGAAUUAAGCAGGUCAUAUUUUGGGGUUGGUUAUUAUAUACAUAUAUAUUAUGGUUCAUGGUUGUUUUGUAUUGAAUUACAGGGUUUGUUUAAAUAUAUUUAGCAAUUCUCUUACACAAUCAGUGUAAAGCUAACGUAAAGACUUUAGAGGUCUGAUGUCAUGCUAGCUGCUAGUGUUUUUAGAAGGAGUGUUAAGUGAUUGUUCUACGGCCAGUAGCUUCUUCUAGCUUUAUGCACAAGUAUACUUUAAGAUGUACUUUAUGCAUUUAUUCACAUCAUUUAACACUUUAAAUUUCAUAAUUUUUUUUUCUUCUCACAUCAGCUACUGGUAGGCAUGAACAGCACACAAAAUGUACAAACACUUUUAUCAUUUUCUAUUUUCAAGAUGUACUUGAAAUGAGGUUUUUUUUCACAUUAGCUUUGCCAUAUGUGCCUUUAUGAAUAAAAAGUAGAUUACAUUUGCAGAUUACAUUUGCACAAUGAAUGGAUGUUACUGCAUAACUAGUCAAAUGCACAUUGAUCUACUGUUUUUACUACUGAUGAUACAGAUAUUUUUAUACGGGUGGUUCUAAUAAAUAAGAGACAUUUAAA